This is a messenger RNA of Seriola aureovittata, 5951 nucleotides long. Its product is annotated as KIAA0586 ortholog. The transcript is spliced from 28 exons. Gene Ontology annotation, biological process: smoothened signaling pathway. Lineage: Eukaryota; Metazoa; Chordata; Actinopteri; Carangiformes; Carangidae. Bases 549 to 5177 code for a protein of 1542 amino acids. The record is from RefSeq and is a predicted model, not a curated record. Gene Ontology annotation, cellular component: centriole; ciliary basal body.
AUUUACUUGAUUGAUUGAUUGUUUUAUGUUGUUUUAAAAUCUAUUUGAGGUGAUUUUUUGUUCUUUUGUUUUUGGCGGUUUUGUGCAACAAUCUGCAGUUUAACCUGGAUCAGUUAGAUCUCCAUUUAAAACAGUUUGUACCGGUUUGUACACGUACAAUGAUUCUUCUGAUUUAGAGGCGGAGUGAGACAUCUGUCCUUGUAGUUUUUUUGUUUGUUUUUUUAUCUUCGGACCCAAGCGGAACCGGAAGUGUCGUUUUGUUGUCAGCAACUGUUGCUGUUUCCACUUUUGUCGUGUUUCGACUUCAGUUUCUCCUUUUAUUGUCCUGACGUCCCUUUCUGUUUUUACUGUAAUGUUUUUUUUACUUUGUAAACUUGAUGUUUCCGCUCGGACUCCCGCCACCGAGUUUUAACGGCGCCGCUGCUGUUUGAUGCCGGAGCGGGAAGUUUGAACGAGGCUAGUUGCUGUUAGCCUUCAUGCUAACGGUCCACUGACAGUCAACAAAGCUGUUCACAUGACAUUAAGUUAAGUUAAUUAAAACCGUGUGGAUGUUUCGUCAGCCCGCUUCCAGCUCUCACACACCCCGGGAUCUAUCUGGUGAUCUCAGUCCGGAUCAGUCCUCCUGUAGCUCGGACACCGGGGACGUUUUAAUCCGCUCUACUAGGGUUCUCGUCCCGGACCGGAGACACGAAACUGGACCAGGACCCGGAUCGGUCCAGAUAACUGUCCAGAAACUGAGGGAUCAUGCCCGCGUCCAGCCUCCUCUGGCCGAGCAGAGGCAGCGGCCUAAGCCCCGACAGAAGCCGAACACCGGUGCUACUCCACGGUCAGCGACAGACGGUCAGCCCGACAGGCGGACGAUGAAGGAACCUGCACGGACCAAAGAGAACAGAGAACCCACAGGAACACCUCCAACAGCAGAGUGGAGCCCAGACAGGAAGCUCUCCGCUGGGACCCGGAGUGACCAGCAGCCUGGUCACGACCUCCUGACGUCACGUUUCGCCGCUGGAGGUCGAGGUGUCGUCCUCGCGGCUCUGAAACAACGCUCUCACAGCGCCCCCCACAGGCGGGAGAUCAAAGUGAAGCUGUUGGACCCAUGUCCACUCCAGACCAGCUCCCAGGAUGCUUCUGGUCUGAGGUCCAGUUCCCAUGAUGCAGUGGGUGUAUCAGGGGUCCAGAUGGAGGCCGGGCUGUCCUCUGGUUGCCUGGGAGACGGCACCAAUGCGGCAGCAGCUGCUGCAGCUGCAGCUGUAGCUGUAGCUGCUCCUCUCAUCAAGGCUCAGUCAGACAUGGAGGCUCGAGUGUGUCAGCUGGCAGACGGUGUUCAGAGGCUGCUGCAGGCCGACAGGGAGGCUGGGGACAGGGGGCGGAGCCUGAGCCAGCAGACGCUGCAGCACCUGGAAACGCUGCACAGCCAACAGCUGCAGCUGCAGAGCCAGCUGCUGGAGUCGGCUCUCAAGAUAGUGACGGGCCACGCCCCUGUGACCUCCGUGACCUCUGAGCUCACAGCCUCGGGUCAGCCAACCCAUCUGCAGGUCACACACCUGGACACUGCAGAAAACCAGCAGCGCAGCUCCUCGGCAACCAGAGCUGCGGCCGUCGCCACUGCUGCUGUGGAGAUGGGCCGAGUUGCCAUAGCAACACCCAGCCGUGACCGAUGGCCAGAGCAAACCAGAGGUGACAGCCAUCACCGAGGUGCUCCCAGCGUUUCCACAGCAGCAAGGAGAGCCAACGAGGUGCUGAGGGAGAUGGGACGUCUGAAGACUGAGAUGAAGAUGCUGCUGACGCAGCCAGAAAACUCUCUGGAAACUACCAGGCCUCCACCAGACCACCACAAGGCCAAGGAUCUGCUUCAGUCCCAACAAAACCAGUCCCAACAAAACCAGUCCGGACAAAACCAGUCCCAACAAAACCAAUCCCAACAAAAUCAGUCCCAACAAAACCAGUCCGGACAAAUCCAGUCCCAACAAAACCAGUCCCAACAAAACCAAUCCCAACAAAAUCAGUCCCAACAAAUCCAGUCCCAACAAAACCAGUCCGGACAAAUCCAGUCCCAACAAAACCAGUCCCAACAAAACCAGUCCCAACAAAUCCAGUCCCAACAAAACCUGUCCCAACAAAACCAGUCCCAACAAUUCCAGUCCCAACAAAUCCAGUCCCAACAAAACCAGUCCCUGCUUCAACGACCUCAGUUCCAUCGAAGCCAGUCCGAAACAAACCACUUCCAGUCUCAACAAAACCAGUCCCAGCUCCAACGACCUCAGCAUCAUCAAAACCAGUCACAACCAAACCAUUUCCAGUCCCAACAAUCCCAAUCCCAACAAAUCCAGUCCCAUCAAAAUCCAGCCAAGUUCCAUUCCAAGUCCGUGCUGGUCCAGAGGAGGCCUGUGGUUCCGUCCAUGUUGGAGGAGGCGGGUCAGGUUCUCCGCCAGGUUCGGAGACAGAAGAAGGUUCUGGAGGAGAACCUGGAGGCGCUGCUGAGAGCCAAGACAGGAGAGGUGCUACACUGCCAACUGGAGGCACUGGCUGCUAACAGAGACUCGACCGAGGAGGUCCGGAUCAAGAAGACUGUGGACGCCUGGAUCAGCACUUUAUCCAAAGACGUGCAGGCUGAGACGUCCUCUGAGGAUGCUGUGGUGACAUCACAGCUGGUGGCUGCUGGGAGCUCCGCCCACUCAGGGAGAGGGAGGCCACUGAGUGCGCUCAGAGGGAGAGGAGGCCGAGGGCAGAGAGCUCGACACAGAGUGGUGCAGGGGGCGGAGCCUGGCAGCACAGUCCCAGGUGUGCCGACAGACAGUGGACAGGUGGAGGGAGAGUCGUACCUGACACAUCUGUACGGCAGAGCUCCUUAUGAAGGUCUGAGACGAACUCUGAAGAAAAGUCCGUACCUGCGCUUCAGCUCACCUGUGUCACCGCCCAGCAGGAAGCCCCGCCCCCGCCUGGUGGAGAGCGUCAGAGGUGUGAAGGUGAAGUCCUGUAAGACUCAGACCAGCUUGGCUCCUCCCCUCAGUCCAUCACCCAGACGACCUCAUCAUCGCCUUGUCUUCGGCUCCUCCCACAUGGCCUCUAGUGACCCCGCCGACCUCAGAGUGACUCCCGCUGACUCUUAUUCCGUUCCCAUGGCAAUCCCACUGGGUCGUCGCAGGAUGGAUUCUUCCUCCAGGUGUUUUACUGGGCGUCUGCAGGAAGUGACAUCACCACCUGCACCUCCUCCCACUUCUGCUGCAGUUGCCAUGGUGGCUGGAGCACCUGAGCAACAGUCUGAUUCACAGAGGGAGGAGCAGCUGGAUGCAAGUGAAGCUACUCCUCCUCCUCCAUCACACAUCAUCAUCGAGACGAAGAGCGAGGAAGAGGAGGAUGAGGAGAACGUCUUCCCUGGAACUGACUUCCUGUCUGCAGCUGAUGUCGUCCAGGAGGAGGUGAGUGUGGUGGGUGAGGAGGCUGUGGAGUUGGACGGGGGUCUGUCUCCUCCUCUGGUCCUGUACCAGGGUCCUGUCUUCCCUCCCCAGGCCCGCUCUGCCCUCCCUGCCCAGGGUCAGACCUCCACCCUGGACACCGACCACCAGAGAGACGCCCUGGAGAACCGGCUGGUAGAAUGGGUGGAGCAGCAGCUGAUGUCCAGGAUGAUCUCAGAGAUGUACCGCCCCCCUCCCUCUGACCCCGCCCAGAAUGUUUCCACAGACCAAUCGGAGCUUGAGGAGCGGAGCGUCACCUCAGACAUAGUGGAGGCUGCAGGGGGCGGAGGUCUGCAGCUGUUUGUGGACUCCAGCGUGUCGGUGGACUCGGCUCUGAUCCGGCAGCUGGUUAAUGAAGUUCUGACAGAGAUUGUGGCUCUGAUGCUGGGACAGAGAGAUCCACUGGACACGGGGCCAGGACCAGGACUGGGACCACCAAAACCAGAACCAGCAAGAGACCAGGAGGACACACUGGUUCCUCUGGUUCCUACGCCAGUGCCGACCCCGCCACCCAUUCUGACCCCGCCCACCGGAGAGACCACGCCCCCUACAACACCCCCUCCAUCUGAACCGACCAGCCUGCUGAACGAGGAGUCUCCUCAGCCAAUCACAGCGCCAGAGCUUGUGAUCACGCCCACACCCAGUCCAGACCCCGCCCCCUCCGCAGCAAGUCCACCUGCCCUUCAUCAAGCGCCGCGCGCUCUGACCUGGGGAGAUGCUGAGCUGCCAUUGGACGAGGAGAGACCAGAGGAACACCUAGUUACACACAAGCAUCCGCUGGUGAUGUCAGUAGCAGAGGAGGAGCCUCCUGUCUCCUCUCCCCUUCCUCCCCCUCCUCCCUCCAUCCCGCCUGCUCCGUCCCUGUCUCCUCCUCGUCCAGAUCCUGACCCCGGACCAGCGUCCCCCUCCAGCUCCUCAGGCGACUCCAGCAGCAGCAGCAGCUCCAGCUCCAGCAGCAGCACAGUGACCGCAGCACUGAAACACAUCUCAGAGGGAGAACUGCUCAUCAGCGUCAACCAGCUGGCUGCCAUGACAGAGGACGAGGUCGUCUGCAGUUUCUCCAGCUCUCUGCAGGAGCUGCAGGACAUGGACUAUGACCCCCCCAGUGAAGGACAGGUCAGAGGUCACGACCUCCUGCUGACCCUGCUGACCAAAAUGGAGCAGGGAGUCACACACCGAGGAGAAAGACCACAACCAGAGGGCUCCUGGGGGAGGGAUGACCAGGAUCAGGAGGAGGAAGUGAGUGCAGGAGAGGUGAGAGACGAUGGGACUACAAAGCCUCUCAGGACUACAAAUCCCAGAAGUAAGAGUACGGCAGCCCGGCGGGGUCAAACCUCCUCACCUGGACAGAUCAGUCAGUGUGCAGACGUGUCAGAGCUCAGUCUUGAUGCGACAAAUCAGGGCUCUGUUACCAUGGGCGACCUGAUGAUGGAUCCACAGGGUACACUGACCUCUGACCUCCACACCGACCUGUCACUGUCUCCUCCUCCUCAUGCAGUAGGACAGGUUGUUCCCGCCCUGGUCAGACAGUCCGACGGACAAACAGCCGGACACGAGCAGGAGGAGGAGGGAGGAUCCAGGAGGAUGGAUGUUCAUCUGCCCUCCAUCAGACCGGAGGAGGAGGAGGAGGAGGAGGAGGAGGAGGAGGAAGAGGAGGAGCAGGUGAUGGAGGAGGUCAGCGCAGCAGCAGACACAGACUCCUCCACCAGCGAUGUUUUCUAGAGAGAAAAGUGACGUCUGUCCAUCAGAUUUCUCCUCUUCCUCUUUCACAGCAAACACACUUUUCUGUCUGGUAACUCGUUACUCCGACCCUCCGUUUGUCCCUUAACAACCACAUGUAAUAACAUGUAAUAACAUGUAAUAACAUAAACAUGUAACAACUGGUCUACAGAUCAGUUUCCUUUAAAAGAAAACGAUGUCGUCGUGAAGCUGGAACCAAACGAUCUCAGUGAUUCAUCAAUUAUCAAACUAGUUGCUGAUUGAUCGACUCGUUGUUUACAAACCUCUGAUUCUUGUAACAGACACAAAGUCACCGGUUAAUGAGAAAUAUAAAAACGUCUCUGAGCUUCUGCAUCAACAACAUGUUCCUACAUCUGACUCUCAUCACAGUCUGUUAUUAACCAGUUAUUACAUGUUUAUCUCCACGUCUUUUAAAGUCACUCCUGAUGCUCCGGCCUGUGUGUCACAGUCAAUCUGGUCCCAGUGAAACACCGACCGGUUCCUGCUGGUUCUCAUCUGUCCAAGUGUUUCUCUUGUUCAGUCGAGAACCAGCAGGAACCGGUUCUACUGUCGUUUCCUGUUUCACUGGGACCAGAUUGACUGUGACACACAGGCUGGAUCGCGGAUGGUAGCAGAAACAUUUUGCAGCUUUAAACCGAUGAUUGAUCCACCGCUUGUGUCUUAUCAGUGGAAUGCAGUGUGUGAUCCGAUCAGUGAUCAAUAACACUGAUCGUUAUGUUCUUUGUAAACAAAUAAAGGAAGGCUUUUCAUAAACGG